This is a messenger RNA of Lactuca virosa, 1674 nucleotides long. NCBI's taxonomy places the organism in Eukaryota, Viridiplantae, Streptophyta, Magnoliopsida, Asterales, Asteraceae. The record is from the annotation of a GenBank genome assembly.
AUGUUGAUAGUUGAUGAGUUGCCUUUCUCUUUUGUGGAGCGUGAAGGUUUCCGUAAGUUUUGCAAGGCUAUCAAUCCACAUUUUGUUGUUCCUUCACGUCCCACCACAACUAGAGAUUGUUACAGUUUUUUUAUUGAUGAAAGGAAAAAGUUAGUAAAUGUCUUUAAAAAUCUGUCUUCACGAGUAUGUCUAACCACAGAUACAUGGACUUCAGGUCAAAAUUUAAGUUACAUGUGUUUGACAGCUCAUUUCAUUGAUGAUGAUUGGAAUUUACAUAAGAGAAUCAUAAAUUUUUGUCUAAUCGUUGGUCAUACCGGAGUACUGAUUGGAAGGGCGGUUGAAAAAUGUUUAAUUGAGUGGGGGUUAAAAAAUAUCUUGACUAUAACAGUGGACAAUGCUAGCUCUAAUUAUGUAGCUAUUAACCAUUUGAAAAAUGUUCUUAACCAUUGGGAAUGUGGUGUUAUGAAAGGGGCUUUUUUACAUAUGAGAUGUGCGGCUCACAUCUUAAACUUGGUGGUCAGAGAUGAGCUGCUGGAUGUCAAUUUGUCUAUUAAAAAAAUCCGCACUCUUGUAAAAUAUGUAAGGUCAUCUCCCGCUAGGCUUCAAAAGUUCAAAGCCGCUGUUGAAGAAGAAAAGAUAGAAAGCAAGAGUCUUGUUUCUAUGGAUGUUGAAACACGUUGGAACUCAACAUUUCUGAUGCUUGAAAGUGCCAUGAAGUUUAAAAAAGCUUUCUCAAACUUGCUUCUAAAAGAUUCCAAUUGUGCGAAAGAGCUAAGAAAGUGUGAGGGUGGUUUGAUUAACGAUAAAGAUUGGGUUAUUGUUAAUAGUCUGUUGCCUUUUUUGAAGAUCUUUUUUGAUGCUACGAAAAGGUUUUCUGGUUCUCGUUAUGUGACUUCAAAUGCUUAUGUACAUGAGAUUUUUGGAAUUGGUAAUGUUAUUGAUGGGUUUGCCAUGCAUUCUGAUAAGUCCAUUAAGUCCAUGGCACUUAAAAUGCAAGCAAAAUACAAGAAGUAUUGGGGGGACAUAACAAAACUUAAUCAGUUUUUGUUCAUCGGUGUAGUUCUUGACCCAAGACGCAAAUGGCAAUAUAUUGCAUGGCUUGUAGAAGAAAGCUUUGAAGAAAAGAAAGCGUGUACUUUUCUUUCAAAUCUGGAUUCCAACAUGCGGGUCUUGUUUGAUCUCUAUAAUGCUUCCAUGCCUCAAAAAGAAAAGGAUGAGGAGGUGUCAUCUUCUACUUCUAAAGCUAGUCCUAGUUCUAUGUGGGGGCACGAGGUAGUCAUGGAUAUUGAGGAACUUAUGACUAAACGUUUUGAAAUGGCUAUGGGGAGUUCUGAAACCAUUUUGAAGAAAACAGAAUUAGACAAAUAUCUAGGGGAAGACCGUGAAGCUAUGGAUGCCAACUUUGACAUUUUAAAAUGGUGGAAGAUUCAAAAAUGUAGGUAUCCUGUUCUUGAAAAUAUGGCCAGGGAUUUGCUUGCUAUUCCAGUUUCUACGGUUGCCUUCGAGUCGGCUUUUAGCACAGGAGGACGGGUGCUUGAUUGCUUUCGAACAUCUUUAACUCCUAGAAUGGUGGAAGCCUUAGUAUGCACACAAGAUUGGGUGUGUGAUUCUCAUGAUGCAAUUAAUGUUGAUGACAUAUUGCUUGAAAUAGAGAAAAUAGAGGAUGGAGGUUAG